Messenger RNA from Geodia barretti, 1101 nucleotides. Lineage: Eukaryota; Metazoa; Porifera; Demospongiae; Tetractinellida; Geodiidae. The record is from the annotation of a GenBank genome assembly.
AUGAGCGGCCUUAGAAUUCCCAGCGGUCUUCAGGACAUUACACCCUGCUGGUUAACCAGAGCCCUCAAUGGCGGUGGGCGACAGGCCGGCGCGUCCGUGAGGGGAUACUCGGUCGAGGCCAUUGCCGAGGGCAAGGGAUUCAUGAGCCAACUGUUCCGGCUGAGGCUCGACUACGACUCUGGUCCCGCAGAACUUCCACAGACCAUGAUAGUCAAGCUCCCGUCCGCAGACCCGCAACUCAGGACGAUCUUUGACAGGCUGGGACAGAACAAGCGAGAGGUCAGGUUUUACAUCGAACUGGCAUCCAAUGUUCUUCUUCAGACCCCUCGCGGCUACUAUUGCGGCAUAGACCCGGCAAACGGGAACACUGUUCUGAUACUGGAAGAUAUGAGCUAUGCCCGGCAAGGCGACAGCGUGGCCGGCUGCUCCCUGGAUGAGGCGCGCCGCUGCAUAGGACAACUGGCCAGAUUCCAGGCAGCGUGGUGGAACAGCCCGCUCCUGGACCGCUAUGACUGGAUGCCAUUGAAGGAUGCCGAGGCCUUUGUCUACCAGGAAAUGUACGCGGGAGCAUGGGAGUCUCUGGUGCGGAAGGCGGGCGUAGGAAUGCCUCCGAAGCUGCGUCAUUUGGGUGACCGUCUUGCGCCGGAGGUUCACAGGUUAAAGACCCAACUCUCCAAGUCGCCCAGGACAAUUGUUCACGGGGACUUUCGACUGGACAAUUGUUUCUUUUCCACAUCCGGGGACUGUCAAUCAGUUACAGUAAUCGACUGGGAGUUUUGUGGACGGGGUCGGGGCGCCUACGAUGUUGCCACCUUCAUCAGCGAGACAUUCUCUCCAGAGCAACGAAAGAAAGAAGAGCCUGGUCUUUUGCACGAAUACCACUCAAUCCUGGAGGACAAUGGGGUAAGCGGCUACCCGUUCGACGAGUGCCUGCAUGACUACCGGCUGUCCAUGCUGGAAGUCUUCGUAUUCUGGAUAGUCACCGGAGGCUACUGCGAUUAUGAAGACGAGCGGGCCAAGAGGUACUUGCGCAACACCCUGGAGCGAUUGGACGCCGCCAUAUCAGACCUCGCCUCUACUGAAGCAGUGGGUUUGCAAUAG